Molecule: messenger RNA, 5067 nt
Organism: Equus quagga
Lineage: Eukaryota; Metazoa; Chordata; Mammalia; Perissodactyla; Equidae
Gene: ZNF558
Product: zinc finger protein 558
Exons: 9
Coding region: 437-1645 (402 amino acids)
Biological process (GO): regulation of transcription by RNA polymerase II
Cellular component (GO): nucleus
Molecular function (GO): DNA-binding transcription factor activity, RNA polymerase II-specific; RNA polymerase II transcription regulatory region sequence-specific DNA binding
Source: RefSeq, a predicted model, not a curated record
CCGCUCGCCCGAGACCGGAAGCGGAAGCCGUGGGAGGACCCGGGUGGUUCUGCUCGGUGUCUGCCGUUUUCUCGGCACGGACGGGAUUCCCGUGGACGUGCGGCAUAAGGGGCGGGACGCGACAAGAAAAGCAUCCAUGGAGCUCAGGUUUGAGUUGAAACCAGGCUCAAGGUCCGCCUGUCCUCGCUGAUCGUGGAUUUCUGUGUGAACAGUGCUUUUGGAGUUCAGGCGGGCUUCGCUGAAAGGUUCUGGCUCAGGACAUUGAUGAAGUUGCAGGAGGAUAUCCGCUGGGACUGCAGUCAUCUGAAGGCUCGACUGGUGCUGAAGGACUCACCUCCAAGAGCCCUGUCCUGAGUGCUCCGUGGGGACAAGAGGAGGAGUGUCCUGGUUCUCCACUGCCCUGUUGGUCAGGAAGAUUUAGCGCCUUCAUCACAGGAUGGCGGCCAUGGUUCUGUCCCCCACUUGUGCUCAGUCUCCCCUGUACCCAGCCUCUCCUCAAAAAGGAUGCACAGAGGAGGAAGGGUUCGUUCGUGGCUUCCUGACAAGCUGGUUACCGGACUUGGUGACCUUGGAGGACGUGGCCGUGGAGUUCACUCCGGAUGAGUGGGCAUUGCUGGACCCUUCGCAGAGAACCCUGUACAGGGACGUGAUGCUGGAGAACUGCAGGAACCUCGCAUCGCUUGGGUAUCAUGUUGAUAAACCCAGUCUGAUCUCCCAGUUGGAGCAAGAAGAUAAAGUGAUGGCAGAGGAGAGAGGAAUUCUCCCAGGCACCUGUCCAGAUUUGGAGACUGUACUUAAGGCCAAAUGGUUAACUCCUAAGAAGCGUGUUUUCAGAAAAGAACAUCCUAAUGGUGUAAAAGCGGGGAGAAGUCAUCUUGGAGUGAAACUCAAUGAGUGUAAUCAGUGUUUUAAAGUCUUCAGCACGAAAUCUAACCUUACGCAGCACAAGAGAAUUCAUACAGGAGAAAAACCCUAUGACUGUAAUCAAUGUGGCAAAUCCUUCAGCAGUAGAUCUUACCUUACUAUUCAUAAGAGAAUACACAAUGGGGAGAAGCCCUAUGAAUGCAAUGACUGUGGGAAGGCCUUCAAUGAUCCCUCAUCCCUUAGAUUGCACGUGAGAAUUCACACUGGAGAAAAACCCUAUGAGUGUAACCAGUGUUUUCACGUCUUCCGCACUAGUUGUAACCUCAAAAGCCACAAGAGAAUUCAUACAAGAGAGAAUCACCAUGAAUGUAAUCAGUGUGGAAAGGCCUUCAGCACAAGGUCCUCCCUUACGGGGCACAAUAGUAUUCACACAGGGGAGAAGCCUUAUGAAUGUCAUGAUUGUGGGAAAACCUUUAGGAAGAGCUCAUAUCUGACACAGCAUAUGAGAACUCAUACUGGAGAAAAACCCUAUGAGUGUAAUCAGUGUGGAAAAUCCUUCAGCAGUAGCUUUUCUCUUACUGUGCACAAGAGAAUUCAUACUGGGGAGAAACCGUAUGAAUGCAGUAACUGUGGGAAAGCUUUUAAUAAUCUCUCAGCUGUUAAGAAACACGUAAGAACUCACACUGGAGAAAAACCGUAUGAAUGUAAUCAUUGUGGGAAAUCUUUCACCACUAACUCUUACCUUUCUGUGCAUAAGAGAAUACAUAAUAGGUGGAUAUGAAUACAAUCAUGUGUGAUGUUUUUGCUGUAAUCAUCUUUGUUGUAAACAUAUUUGCUGUAAGUAUUUUCGCUGCAUAACUAAUUGGCUGUAAGGCAAUUUUGCCAUAAAAGAUAAAAUAACUGGUUGACAGUUUGGUUUCAUUUUUGGUAAUUUGGUAAUGCCAAGUUUAUAUGUAAGAUAUAUAUAGAUAUCUACCUAAAACUGAAUGCAAUAACUGGGAAAGCCCUUAUCGAUAUCUUAUCCCUCAGACAGCUUGUGGUAACUCACACUAUGUGUACAAGUUAUCUGUUGCUGCAUAACAGAUAUCUAUAUAUAUCUUACAAGGAGACAAAUCAACAGGCAAACAGAAAUAUGCAUAAUCCUAUGAACGAAAGCCUUGGAGGACAAAUGCUUACCUAUCCACAAAAUUAAAUCAGUUGUUUGUGCAGUAUUGCCAUGAAGCUACUACACCAUAGUUUGUUUUCCUUGUUCAGCAUCGCACUUUCUUUUUUGCUAAAAUUUCUUCUUUCCUUAAGAGUGGUAUCAGUUUCCAAAUACUAGGUUGCAUAUUUGUGACUGAGCUUUGCAUUGUGUUGUGAAAUGCAGUAUUGUCACAUAGCCAUUCAUAGACAUUCCAAAGUUCUAUAGGAAAUGUAGGAGGGACGACUAUGUUUACUGAAGGAUUUGCAAACUGAUAUUUUUUACUAUAGUAUGGAAUCUGGCUUUACAGUCUCUUAUUUGUCCCUUUAUUUGUAUCUUUACACUUAAAUGUCUUAUUUUUCAACCAGUUCUUUCAUCUUUUAUGGCAAAAUUGCCUUACGGCCAAUUAGUUAUGCCGUGAAAAUGUUUGUGGCAAAGAUGUGUACGGUGAAGAUGCUUACAGUGAAACUACCUAGAACUGAAUACAGUAACUGGGAAAGCACUUAUUGAUAUCUUAUCCUUCAGCCAGCUUGUGGUAACUCACACUAGGUGUAGAAGUUAUCUGUUGCUGCAUAACAGAUUUCCCUCCAAAACUAGUGGCUUCAAACAACAUACAUUUCUUAUCUCACAAUUUCUGUAGGUCAGGAAUUCAGAAACAGCUUAGCUAUGUAGUUCUGGCUCAGGUCUCUCAUGAGGUUGCAGUCAAGGUGUCAGCUGGAGCUACCGUCACCUGAGUCUUUAUUGCUGAAGAGUCCACUCACAAAAUGGCUCACACAUGGCUGGCAAGUUAGUGCUGGUUGUUGGGAGGGAAGCUUCAUUUCCUUACCAUGUAGUGCUCUCCACAGGGCUAAGUAUCUUUAUGGUGUAGCAGCAGGUUCUCCUCAAAACAUUUGGUCUGAGGAAGAGCUAAUGCAGAAGCCACAUUGUCUUUUAUGACCUAGCCUCAGAAGGACAUGUUACCACUUCUUCCAUUAUUGUAUUGGUCACACAGGCCAAUCCUGAUACAAUGUGAGAAGAAACUACACAAGGUAUACCCAGGGGCAGAAAUCAUUGGAAACCAUAUGAGAAGCUUGCCAUGAAAUCACUGAAGAAAGGCGUACCCCUAUCCUUUCAAUCUAUUCGAUGAGAAGUAGCAUUCAGUAACUCUCAUGUUAAUUCCCUCUGGAGAGAAACCUCAUGAGUGCAGUCUUCAUGGUAAGCCUUCAGUUCAGACACACCCCAAUGUGCAUGAAAGAUUAUGUAUCGAGGAGAAACCCAAGGGAUGCAGUAGCUAUAGGAGAGCCUUCAGCAAUAUCUCCAGGGAGUCACAUGACAAUUCACACUACGGGAAAAACCUUAUCAAUAUCAUCAGAAUGCAGAAGCCUUCGGGACAUUCAUCCCUUAGAACACGCAUGAGAAAUCACUACGGAGGAACACUCGUGUAAGGAAUGUGGAAAACCCUACAGCACAAGCGUUCAAAUUACUGAGGAAAAGAAGGUGAGAUAUUCUGAAUGCAAUUACCAUGGGAAAGCCUGGUAUUUCCUCUCAAUUUUAAGAGACAUGAGUAUUCUGGAGAGAAGGUCCCAUUGAAUGUCGUCAGUAUUGGAAAACCUUUCAUUGGGAAGCCAUCAUUCACUGCAGAGAAACUUGUGACUAUAAAGAAUGAGGGAAUGCCUUUACUGAUAACCCCUUACAUUAAGAAAAAUAUGAAAUUCUCUCUUAAUGCAAAACCUGUGAGUGUGUGAAUUUUGGAAAAUCUUUCAGUGACUCCUGUUACCGUUGACUCCUGGGAACUUAGACUGAAGGGGAAUCCUAGGAACGUAGUCAAUAUGGGCAUGCCUCAGCCUCGGCUCUUCACGGAGUGGCCACAAAAUAAACUGGGGAUGAAAAGGGUAGACAUUAUGAGUUGGGAUUACCUUUAGUGGUGUCUAAUCCUUAGGUUGGACCACUAGCUCAUUAAUUUUCAGUCUUUUUGUUUUAGUAAAUGCAUUUGUCAAUAGCUAUACCCCGAAAUAAACCUUAAUUAUGUUACAUAGAUUUGUAUUUAAUUUGUUUAUCAUUUACUCUUUAAAAAUAUCAGUACACUGCAUAUUCAAAAAGGUAUUUCUGAAUAUCUCCUGAGUGAUUUUGUUUAUCUUCAUGGAAAUUAGGCUAUACUUACUGUAUACUUCUAAUUUAAUGGCAUUUUUGUCAAGUAUUUGGACUUUAUGAUGUCGAUUCUUUUUAUCUUUCUAUCCUAGUAUGGUAGUUACUUUUAGCUUCUUUCCCAAGGUCCAUGCUCCCUGACUUAUUUACUUAAAGAAAAAAAUAUUGUGUUCAAGUUGUUGAGCAGUAUUGAAAUGUUGGUGAAAAUAUUCAAUCUAUGAGGCUACCCUAAAGCCCGGAGAGGUGUUGUCCCGCUCUGCUGGCCAUGAGAAGUAGGUGGAAGUCACUGGGGGGACAUCAUCUGGCUUGUUCGCCUCUCCUGUUUCCUGUUCAUCUCACACAUUCUUUCUCUCCAAAGUGGACUCAAGGCCUAGAGUUGGAAGACCUGUAUUUUGAUCAUGAUGACAAAAACCACAGUGCAGCAAAAAAUCACAAUGCUAUAUGCUGCCUGAAAGCCUCUGAUUUGCUGUAUCAGCUCUGGACUGCUUAUUCCUAGACUUCUCCAUACGUGAUUAAAGGUAACCUCUAACUGGUUGAAGCCAAAGGUUUUUUUGGUUUGUUUUGAGGUCUGUUAAUGUCCAGCUGAAUGCAGUAUCUAGCUGGUAAACGUAUUUGUUAGUCAAAUUUUAUAAAUGCUCCCUAUUUCUUUGAAAACAAUGUGUGUUCACUAAAGUUUGGUUAUAGCGUCUGUGCCCAUUAAUUCAAGCUAAUUGUGUUUUGGGAUACAGUGUGUACAUUAAGGUUUUUUCCUCAAACUAAUUUAGUGAUGGGUGUAUAUUAAAGUCUUCCACUAUAGUUAUGGAUUAACAAAUUAUUAUUUGUAAUUCUGUCAUUUUUCUUUAUAUAUUUGGAUGUAACAUAACUAAGUACAUACAGGAUUAGGUAUUUUCUUGUGAAUU